AAAAAUACAUUAUUCAAAAUGUCGUAUAUGUUAUCACAUCUUCACAAUGGAUGGCAAGUGGAUCAAGCAAUUUUAUCGGAAGAAGACCGAGUUGUGGUAAUACGAUUUGGACACGAUUGGGAUCCAAUGUGUAUGAAGAUGGAUGAAGUACUGUAUAAUAUUGCUGAAAAAGUAAAAAAUUUUGCAGUCAUUUAUCUGGUAGAUAUUACAGAAGUGCCUGACUUUAAUAAAAUGUAUGAAUUAUACGAUCCUUGUACAGUUAUGUUCUUCUUUAGAAAUAAACAUAUCAUGAUUGAUUUGGGUACUGGUAAUAAUAACAAAAUUAAUUGGACGUUAGAAGAUAAACAAGAAAUGAUAGAUAUCAUUGAGACAGUGUAUCGAGGAGCUAGAAAGGGUAGAGGUUUAGUAGUUUCACCAAAAGACUAUUCAACAAAGUAUCGAUAUUAAUUUUUAUUUUAUAAAUUUUUAAAAUAACUUGUAAUAUAUAAUUGUUUUAUGUUAAA
Messenger RNA from Ceratosolen solmsi marchali, 503 nucleotides. It is a transcript of the gene Dim1, whose product is annotated as thioredoxin-like protein Dim1. Gene Ontology annotation, biological process: mRNA splicing, via spliceosome. Gene Ontology annotation, cellular component: spliceosomal complex; U5 snRNP; U4/U6 x U5 tri-snRNP complex. The transcript is spliced from 2 exons. The record is from RefSeq and is a predicted model, not a curated record. The coding region runs from base 19 to 447 and encodes 142 amino acids. NCBI's taxonomy places the organism in Eukaryota, Metazoa, Arthropoda, Insecta, Hymenoptera, Agaonidae.